GAAAAAUUAGAAUACCUUUACCGUAUACUGCUAGCUGGACAAAAUGUCGACCAAAGCAUUACAAGGAGUGUUUCGGGUGGUCGUGGAAAACGUGCUGAAUCGUUGGACGGCAUUGCGACUUGCAGUGGAGCAUGGCAUGGGCGGCCCACUUGGGCUAAAUACGGCAAUAGAACUGAUCGAAUACAUUACAUCGUACUGCACUGAAAACAAGCAUGUGGACGCGAUCGAUUUACGCGAGGUGCUGGAAGAAAUAAUGGACCAGGAGUUUGAGACCAUUUGCGAAGAUGAUUCCACUCAAGAGGUCAGCGCAGUUUUAAUAAAACAUUUGAAAAUGUUAAAGGAAGGCAAAGAGGAAGAAGUGAGGGCUGAAAUAGACUUGAUGGUUCCAUGCGAAAUGUGGAUAAAGAGUGGAUCCAAAAUAAAGUAUCAACAAAUGGACGAUAGCAGCGAUAGCGACGAAGAUACAAACGAGCAAGAGGAUAUGGAAGUGGAACCGGCAUCGGCUGACGACGUGUGUACGGAAGUUAAUCCCAGCACAUGUGGCUCCAGCACGAAGUUUAUCGAAGAGCCCAUCGAUCCCGGAUGGACUCAAGUUCGUGGCCGUCGUCGUCGAUAGUGUAGGG
This is a messenger RNA of Anopheles funestus (African malaria mosquito), 623 nucleotides long. RefSeq names its product pre-rRNA-processing protein TSR2 homolog. NCBI's taxonomy places the organism in Eukaryota, Metazoa, Arthropoda, Insecta, Diptera, Culicidae. Bases 44 to 616 code for a protein of 190 amino acids. The transcript has 3 exons. Gene Ontology annotation, biological process: maturation of SSU-rRNA from tricistronic rRNA transcript (SSU-rRNA, 5.8S rRNA, LSU-rRNA). Gene Ontology annotation, cellular component: nucleus. The record is from RefSeq and is a predicted model, not a curated record.